AUGAAUGUUGCAAAUUCGUCAGAAGUUAUAGAACAUUAUAAUUCCGUGCCGAAUACGGGAAUCAGAGAACGAGAAGGCGUUCGAAUUUAUUAUUUACGCUGCUUUAACAAUUGGAUAAAAACUAAAUUGUUUAACAAGGCGGAGAUUCUUCUUCGAGAACAAGGACGAUCAAAUUUGGUUGGUCUCGAUCUUUGUUGCGGUAAAGGUGGUGAUUUGCUGAAGUGGAAUCACAUGGAUGUUUCGCAUGUUGUUUUCACGGUUAAAUUAGUUUUUAGAUUGAUUUUUUUUCAGGAACAUUUGAAAGAUCUUUAUAAGAAUCCAGCUAUUGAAUUCGACCUUUGUAGUUGUCAGUUUUCAUUUCAUUAUGCUUUUGAAACUGAACGACAGGCCCGUGUGAUGAUACGAAAUGCGAUUGAAAUGCUGAAACCCGGUGGCUUAUUUUUGGGUACAUUACCAGAAGCAGAACGAAUUAUGUUUUUCUUAAGAAAAGGUUUCGGUUGCUAUUCAAAUGAUGUCGUUCGAUUAACUUACGGUGAUCAAGAAUUGUUUCAAAAAGAAAAUUAUCGGCCACCAAUUUUCGGUGCUAAAUUUCACUUUGCUCUAGAAGAACAGGUUUUUUUUUGA
Messenger RNA from Dracunculus medinensis (Guinea worm), 624 nucleotides. The record is from the annotation of a GenBank genome assembly. NCBI's taxonomy places the organism in Eukaryota, Metazoa, Nematoda, Chromadorea, Rhabditida, Dracunculidae.